Medioppia subpectinata is the source of this 815-nucleotide messenger RNA. The record is from the annotation of a GenBank genome assembly. Lineage: Eukaryota; Metazoa; Arthropoda; Arachnida; Sarcoptiformes; Oppiidae.
UAUAAAUUAUAGCGAAAAAAGUUUGCGAUUUCAAGUGAUUUUGUGAAAAAUAUUCAAAUUAUUCGUUUCAUAUCAAAACUUGUAAUCACUUAAUCAUUAAUCUUUCCGCAAAUAUUUUUCAUACCACUUAUCACUCAAUCUUUGAAAUACUAUUUAAACACUUGAUUUCACUCACAAGUUGUGCUAAUAUUGGAAAUUCUCGUUUCAUUUUUAAGUCUUGUACUAAACGUCAGCUUAAAAAAAAGUUUUAAAAAUGCGUUAUUUUGCGGCUCUUUGUGUUUUGAUUGCCAUUUGGUGUGACUUGUGUUCGGCCAACAUUAAGAUCCGUACGAGACGUCAGAUUGAAAGGGAAGGCAAUCUCAAUGAGACGACUACUGUCUACGCGGGUGAACGCGAACCGACAGACAAGGACUUCGAAGUGGUUCCCACCGACGACAAGACCGAUGUAAUGGAAGUGGAUUACGAUCCCGUCGACGGCUCCUUCGCUUUUGGUGGCAAAUUUCCCACAUUUUUCGGCGGAAACAGACAUUUCAACACACAUUUCGACGAACUAUUUCGCCAAAUGACCAAAAGAUUUGAAGAAAUGUCCCGAAGUAUGUUCGAGAGGUUCAACUCCACGAGUUCUCAAUACCCGCCCAACUAUAACGGCACCAAAGAGGAGAUCAUUACAAUCGAUGGCAAACAAUACGUCAAGAAAGAGCAUGUGAUCAAGAAGUCCGGAGAUAACCUAAACAUAUUCCUGACGACAACCACUUAUGAACCGAUUGACGAGAAGAGUAAUGAGAGUUAAGCCCCCAAACCUGGGAACCACUUCU